AUGUUUAUAAACAAUUUAUCCGUUUUAGUUAUUAAAAUAAGUAGCAAUAGGACUACAGAUAAGAUGUCGGUACUUCAAGCAACGAUACCAUUUAAAUCUCGCAAGAAAGUGACGCCGAUAAUUAAAAAAAACAAAUCUAAUUGCGAGAAUGACGAAUUAAUUGGCAAUAUUCAGAAGAGCCCUCGAAAGAGGCUUGCUGAAGUUCACGCAGAUUUAAAAGGUAGGCAGCAGCCUGGGCAGGCUUGGGCAUCUACGAUUUUUUACAACCGGGGCAAAAAUUCCCUUUCGGACCCAAGGCUCCCCUGGAGGACACCCCUGGGGGUGCGUCAUUGCGCCCUUCUAACACCCCCGCCCCCAGUUCGAUCAACGGUCCGACAUUUUGAUGAAGCUUAUUUUUUAUCACUGACGCCCGGGGCAAAUGUCCUUGUGUUCCCACUUGUCGCCCCCACCCCUAGAUUCGGGCCUGAGCCUUGGAUCGACCACUUGAACCGAGGUCUCCAGCCGAUAGUAAAACUUGCUAAAAUAGAUCAAAAUCUAAUAAGUACAUUAAAAGACGAUAGCAGUUCUUUGAACCUUAUUAAAAAAGACACUAUUUCAGAAUCGAGGGAUUCUGGGAAGCCACUGUCAUGUAGAGAAAAAGAAAUAGAUUAUCUAGAAAACUUCCUCGAUGAACAACUACGACGUAAAGAAUCUGCAUCGAUAUACAUAUCGGGUCAACCGGGUACUGGAAAAACGGCUAGUUUAUCAUACAUAUUGAAGUCGCCAAAGAUUGUAAAGGAAUAUAAGCAAGUGUACAUCAACUGUACCAUGAUGAAAUCGGCGAAAGCUAUUUAUAACAGAAUUUGUUGCGAGUUGGAAUUAGAGACUUCAGGGACGACAGAAAAAGCUUGUCUUAGUGCAAUUGAAAAACAUUUGAAAAAGAAUCAUAAAAUGAUACUUUUAGUAUUAGACGAGAUCGAUCAGUUAGAUAGUAAGCGUCAAUCGGUGUUAUAUACGAUAUUCGAAUGGCCAGCUAUACAUGACUCUGGCAUAGUGUUGAUCGGUAUAGCGAACGCGUUAGACUUGACUGAGCGCACGUUGCCGCGGCUUCAGGCGCGCUGCUCGCUGCGCCCGCGCACGUUACAUUUCGCCCCAUAUACUAAAGAACAGAUCAUCAACAUUUUCACCACGGUACUCGCCAAGGAAGAUAGAAACAACGUGUUUUCACCGGUGGCUUUGCAAAUGUUGGCAGCCAAAAUCGCUGCAGUCUCAGGAGAUAUGAGGAGAGCCUUAGACAUAGGCAGAAGGGUCAUAGAAGUAGCGAGACGGAGUAAGUUUGACGAGAAUCAUUCAAUCGAUAGAAUGAUGAAGGACACCCAAGUGACUGUGGAGUUGAAGCAAGUCUUGGAAGUUCUGAACGACGUUUAUGGCAGUUCGCGGAAGAUCGAAACGGAAGUCGAGGAGGGAUUCCCGAUGCAACAGAAACUGAUCCUUUGUAGCUUGAUGUUGAUGCUGACUAAAGGGAAGAAUAGGGAUAUUGUUAUGGGGAAACUUUAUGAUGUUUACAAAAGAGUUGCUGUAGCACGUAACAUCGCAGCUCUGGACAUGAGUGAGAUGGUGGGCGCGUGCUCGCUCCUGGAGUCCAGCGGUGCGGUGCGAGUGGUGGGCGGGGGGGGCGCGCGGUCCCGUCGUCUGCGUCUGCAGUGGGACGAGUCAGAACUGGCGGCCGCGCUGCGGGACAAGCCGCUUUUGUCCACCAUACUCGCAGAUGUCAACUGUCUCGCACCGUAA
Molecule: messenger RNA, 1770 nt
Organism: Diatraea saccharalis (sugarcane borer)
Lineage: Eukaryota; Metazoa; Arthropoda; Insecta; Lepidoptera; Crambidae
Source: the annotation of a GenBank genome assembly